Molecule: messenger RNA, 2760 nt
Organism: Annulohypoxylon truncatum
Lineage: Eukaryota; Fungi; Ascomycota; Sordariomycetes; Xylariales; Hypoxylaceae
Product: fungal-specific transcription factor domain-containing protein
Exons: 4
Coding region: 1-2760 (919 amino acids)
Biological process (GO): DNA-templated transcription; positive regulation of transcription by RNA polymerase II
Molecular function (GO): DNA-binding transcription factor activity, RNA polymerase II-specific; sequence-specific DNA binding; zinc ion binding
Source: RefSeq, a predicted model, not a curated record
AUGGAUGCCUCUAAUGUCUUCCGUCAAGUCCAAGGUUUUGGCGCCUAUACUCCGAGGCCGCCGAAUGGCUUACAGCAAAAUAAGAAGCCCGUGAAGGUCGAGGAUCACGGCGAUGGCGAAGCCUCGCACCGCAUUGCGCAUACUCUCACGGCCUGUUGCCGAUGUCGCCAGAGAAAAACGCGCUGCGAUCCUACGCUACCUCGCUGCCUGCCUUGCGAGCGGUCGGGGUCCACUUGCGAGUAUUUCGAUACGACGAAGGGUAAAAGGAUAAGUCGGUAUUAUGUCGUUAAACUUCAAGAAAAAGUUCGAGCACUCGAGGCCGAACUCGGUCAAUAUACCGACGAAGACGACUGCCCUAAAAACCACGAAGAUUUCAUUCGACCGGGGGGCCUCGUUCGCUUAAAUGAAACCGACGAGACACCACGAUAUCUCGGCCCCUCCAGCGGUAUUGCUAUGACGCGCAUACUUAUGGAGGAAGCAAAGCGCUACACAGAUACUAAGCGCAUUUCUGAUUUAAUUCCCGAUGUACGGGACCGGCGACAAACCGAUGCCCCCGGCACCACCUUUCCCGGCACGCGAUCACAGUCCUUCACCAUGCCGCCCCAAGUAUCAAGGAAGAAGAGUUACCCCAUAAUUAGCGGUGUUGCAGCGCAGAAUCUUCCAAGCAGAGCCAUCGCCGACAGAUUAUUGGAGGUCUUCUACCAACGAGCUCAAGUAUUCACUCCAACUUUCCACGAGAAGGCAUUAGAGAAGAUAUUUGACGAUGUUUAUGCGGGGAGCACAGAUGCGUACCAAAAUUUUGUCGCGCGCUUAGUUAUGGCGACUAGUAUGCAGAAACUUGACUCGACGUACGCCGGGCUUGCGGACAGCUACUAUCUUUCCGCUAUGAGACGUUUCGAAGACAUUGUCCGAUCGAAAGAUCUCAAAACUCUACAAUGCCUCGUCUUAAUAGGACAGUAUUCGUUGUUAACGCCUACCCGAACCGCCGUAUACUACAUCGUUGGCCUAGCCACGAGGAUCUGCCAGCAACUUGGGUUAGCUGAUGAGAAGACGAUUGCGCUAGGCGCCAACGAUCCGUUGACCCUGGAUAUGCGGCGGCGAUUAAGUUGGAUCGUCACCACAAUGGAACUUGGCUUGGCCUAUAGCAUGGGUCGUCCAAGCGGGUUCGCUAAAACUAAUGACAUAAACGAUGUCAGAUUCUUCGAAACGGUUAGUGAUGCAAAUAUCAGUGAGAAUGGAAUCAUCCCUGGACCUCCCGAUGAGAGGAAAUUGGUUUCUAUACACUUUUGUAAAAUGCGGCAGCACCAAGCCGAAAUCCGCCGGGUUUUGUAUGAAAGGAAACACCCGGAGCCGAAGGACAACCGCCAUCCAUGGUUCGCGGAUAUGGAAGCUAGGAUAGACCGAUGGCUUAAGGAAACUCCUGAUAAUCCCCCCUGGUGUAAGCCAUGGUUUUCGGGACGGUUUCACACAAUGAUGAUAGCCCUUCAUCGUCCCUCACCUCAAGUACCGAAGCCAUCCCUCCUCUCGGCUAAGAAAUGCUUCGACUCGGCUGCUUUUGUCAUCAAUAUUUCUAGCAAGCAGAUGAUGGCAGCUGCGGUUGAUAUUACUUGGAUAUUCAUACUGACUCUUUACAUGUCACUCAACACACUUUUAUGGGCUGUUACGCAUCCUGAAAUUCGAGCAUCACACUCACGUGAAGAGGUUCAGGAACUUGUUAAUAUCUCACUGGAUAUUAUUGAUCAAUGCGUUGAAAGGUGGCCGGGGACCGCCGCUGCGUCUCAGUUAUACUCGACUUUCACGAAAGCAUGUCUUCAAAGUUACGACUCAAACGAAACACCCAACCUCUCAAGCUCAAGCUCUUUCAACACUCCGUCCUCUCAAACCGAUACAAAUUCACCUUCUGCAUCCGAAAUUUCAAGCGCAACAACCAUGUCUGCUGGUGGCGUUUUCAAUCCACAAUUUGGCUACGUUUUCGGCUCUGGUCCAGAGGAGAUGAACGGUUAUAAGGUUGAGAAUUUCCCUCCACAGCCGACAUUCAGAUCCAAUUCUAUCUUCCUCAAUCCGGCCACUAGUGAUCAUACUGGGCGUCGUUUCAGCUAUUUCCCUCCCGACUUUACCCAAGCUGGAGACUUGGCACUUAUGGAAGAGAGCAGUCCUCCGGAUACUGAUACAACAGUGUCUCCACCGUUUUUAUCUCCCACACAGCAUCUACCAACAUCUCCAGAGUCGGUAACCGGAGGCAGUGCUACGACUCCAACCAUGGGAACCUCGAACCUUGCUACGCCGAUGCUCUCAACUGCAAGCCUAGCUCAAACCCCUUCUGAUAUAGCGACACCCAACUCAGUGCCCCCGUCACAACAGCAACGCCCACUUACGCAGCCCUUUACUAUCCCUCCUAUAUCCCAACAUUCGUCGCAGGGACAGCGACCUCUACCUCAAGUAACCACAGUCACAGACUGGUUCAAUCCUCCACCGCCUUUUAUCUCGCCGUAUUCAUUUGGCGGCGGAUUGGGUGGUAACUUCUGGAGCGACUCGUCCGGAGUAAACGGCAUGGCUGACGUUAACAUGAGUGAUAUGUCAUUCUCCAAUGGUCUUCCCCCGGAGCGGCAAGGAAGCUUAAGUCAGGAACAGCAGAUGGAACUAAUGGAUGUUCUAGAGAGCGAGGGUAUGACAGACAUCGACACAUAUCUAAACAUGAAUAUGGCCUAUCAAAAUUUCAUGGGCAACGACCAGGGGUUACAUUGGAAUGGGCAUGCAUAA